AUGGCACCCACUUCGACCACGACUGCCAUCCCAAAUAACUCGAUUGAGAGUCUUAUUUCUUCUCGGGCUCUGAAUCGAUCGUUCAAGCAUUUUGCUGCUAACACUUCUGACGGUGCACCCAAGAAUUUCAAACCCCAUCCCAAGCCUUUGGCACUCAGUUUUGGAAGACCCAAUGCUCAAUUCUUCCCAGUGAAGAAGAUCACAGUUCAAGUGGACGAGUUUCCUUUCCAAGAUUCGAUUUUCAAGAACGAGGAGAUUGACGAGGUUAAAGAAAUUGUCAUAGAGAGGCUCCCAGAAGAAGACGAAUAUUCACUUGGGGCUAGUGAAGCUUUUCAGUACGGAGACGUCAAAGGUUUGCCCGCAUUCCAGAAAUUUUUGCGUAGUUUUGUUGAAAGAAUCCAUACUCCUGCUUAUGAAGAUUGGGCUGUACAUGCUUCGAAUGGAGCAGGAGAAGGUCUUAACAAAGUUGUCGACGCUCUCAUUGAUCCUGGCGAUAUAGUUCUUAUUGAAGAAUUCACCUUUUCUCCAUUUGGAAACAAUGUUAGAAAUGUGGGAGGAGUUAUUGUACCUACCAAGAUCAAGUUUGAAAAGAAUAUCAAGGGAGAUAUUUCGGCAGAUGUAGACGUAGACUAUUUAGCUAACUUGUUGGAAAACUGGGACGAGGUUAGACCAGAGCAUAAAGGUAACAAACCGAAGGCUUUCUACACAAUCCCAACAAGUCAGAAUCCUACGGGAUUUACCCAGACGCCAGAGACAAGAAGAAGGAUUUAUGAAUUGGCCAGCAUUCAUAAUUUUGUCAUUAUUGAAGAUGAUCCUUAUGGCUAUUUGACUCUUCCCCUGUUUGCUGAGCCUAGUCUUGAGAAUUUGAAGGACCAUGAUUUAACUGUAGACGACUAUAUCAAUCACAGCUUGCUUCCAUCUUACUUGAAGUACGAUACUGAGGGUAGAGUAGUUAGAGUUGAAACUUUCUCCAAGGUUUUUGCUCCAGGCUUACGUUUGGGUUUCUUAGUAGGACACAAGAAAAUUAUUGAUGUGAUCACUAAAUAUUCGUCCAUUGUCACUAGGUCACCUUCUGGAGCUGCUCAACUUUUGCUUUUGAACAUUAUUGAACAGAAGUAUGGUGGCAUUGAUGGCUGGUUGGCUUGGAUUCUCAAGAUGAGAUUAGCUUACGCCCAUCGUAGAAAUGUCUUGAUCAGUAGCAUUGUUAACCUGGAAGCAUAUGAGAAGGAGUAUAUCAAGAUAAUCAGCUGCGACGCUGGCAUGUUUGCGUCUCUCUUGGUUAAUUUCCCAGAAGGUACUGACAAUAUAUCUAAGCUCACCUUGUUGAACUAUAAGUUGCUUCAACAUGGAGUUGCAGUGGUUCUUGGCUACAAAAUGGCUAUAGACGAGAAGUUCAGCGAGGCCAGUUCUAACUUCCUCAGGUUGAGUUAUGCCUGUUUAGACAGCGAUGUCGAGCUUCGUGAAGCAGGAACAAGGCUUGCAGCUGCUGUCAAGGAAUUCUUUGAAAACGGUCUCGAGUAUUAG
Scheffersomyces stipitis CBS 6054 is the source of this 1524-nucleotide messenger RNA. It is a transcript of the gene ARO9.2, whose product is annotated as aminotransferase-like domain-containing protein. Bases 1 to 1524 code for a protein of 507 amino acids. Gene Ontology annotation, biological process: aromatic amino acid catabolic process; L-tyrosine biosynthetic process. The record is from RefSeq and is a predicted model, not a curated record. Lineage: Eukaryota; Fungi; Ascomycota; Pichiomycetes; Serinales; Debaryomycetaceae. Gene Ontology annotation, molecular function: L-2-aminoadipate:2-oxoglutarate transaminase activity; aromatic-amino-acid:2-oxoglutarate transaminase activity; pyridoxal phosphate binding. The transcript has a single exon.